AAAAAAAAAAAAAAAAAUUUUCGGAGGAUAUAUAGGUACUGGCAUAGAGAAUAGAGAGGCGGUUAGGUGUCUCUUGGGGUUUGCUGAUAACCCUUUGUGAUUUGGCAAGUCACGGGAGGGAUACCAUGGCAUCAAUUUGCCUCUCAAUAUCAUCGCCAUCGAAAACCCUACCAAUGGCCUCCUAUUCCUCGUUUGUGGCACAUCAGACGACCUCCUCCUCUUCUCCGUGUUCCUCUUCGCUGCCCCAUUGCAGUUGCAGAUGCUCUUUCGUCUCUUUCCCGCUUUUGCCUCCUCGCCCUGUGAUUGCUAGUCAACGGAUGAUGAGGAGGGCAAAGAAGCAGUUCCUGGUCUGUAUGGCUCCCGAAGAAGAGAAGCUCACUCGCCGCAAUCCUCUAGAUUUUCCUAUCGAAUGGGAGAGACCGAAGCCUGGGCGAAGACCUGAUAUAUUUCCGCAGUUUAGCCCUAUGAAAACACCAUUACCGCCUCCAUUGCCUUGUGAUCCUCCCGAGGAAGAUGAAGAGGAGGAAGAGAAGAAAGAGGAAGAGGAGGAAGAUCCGGAGAAGGAGGAAGAGGAGAAACCAGAUAAACAGCAGUAAUGUGAAAGAUUAAUUGCGGUCUGUUGCGGCUGUGAUGUUCCGGUCUCUAGCGAGGCUAGUGAGUUGUGUGGUAUGCGAACCUGCUGUGUCGGUGACAACCGUCUUGUACUACAGCCAACUUCUGCCUCAAAAUAUGAUGUUGGAGAGAUUGGUUCAACACAGAUUGCUUUACCUUGACAAUAAUUAUCUUUUUCACUUUCUAGUUAAUCUCUUGAGAUGUUUCUGGUAGAUUUUUACCUGUUUCUAUUUUAUAUCUUCUUCUUGUAUAAAAUUAUCUUUGCUAAUUCAUCUUCAGUUCAAUUUUUUUCUUUUUCA
This is a messenger RNA of Carica papaya (papaya), 911 nucleotides long. RefSeq lists its product as uncharacterized. Lineage: Eukaryota; Viridiplantae; Streptophyta; Magnoliopsida; Brassicales; Caricaceae. The record is from RefSeq and is a predicted model, not a curated record.